GGUGGUUAAACAACAGUUAGGCCAACCGUUUGUACCCAUCCAUGCUUGUGUACUUGUAUUAUAUGUCUAUGUGUUUUCAUCUAGUAUAUCUUCCCAACUCAACUCGACUUCAAUUCAAUUCAAUUGAUUUGAAUCAAAGCAAAGCAAAGCUGUUGGGUUAUUGGUCGCCAUCUCUCUCCUGAUCAUUUCACCCUCCAAGCUUUCCUUUCAUCUUCUUCACUUGUAGUCUCUACAACUUUCUUCGACUCAUCCCCUUUUUAUUCCUUUCUCUACUGCUCUACAUACAGAUACAUACAUACAUACAUAUAUAUAUAUAGAUAGAUAGAUAUACUUGUCUGUCUGGGGGAGAUCAGUUAAUUGAUCGAUCGAUCGAUCACGUGGAUUAUUCAUUAAUCUUCGAUGAAUCCAAGGUAUCAUGUCUUCACACACGACUCCCUCUGCGGCAACUCUGUUUCUUCUUCUCUUCCAGAGGACAGGAUUUCUCUGACCACUACCGAUUCAAGGCCUUUACCUCCUCCUCGGAGUUUGUCUCCUCCGCUGUUGGUUCGUGUGGCGAUGAAGAUAUCGCGGUCGAGAUGCUACGCCUUUUUGAGAAGAGUCUUCCAUUACCAGAACGGAUCCGGCUCCGACCUCGGCCCCAAUCCCUUCGACUCCAAGAAAUGGAUGUUCGUCGAAUUCAUGGCCUUAAUCACCCAAAUAUCUCUCACCGCCUACACUUUGAUCACCUCCAAAACAGAAAAGCCCGUUUGGCCUAUGCGAAUAUGGCUCUCCGGCUAUGCCUUCGGAUGCUUUCUUAGCGUCGCAAUCCUCUUGUGGCGCUAUCGCCUCGCUCAUCAUUCCCACGACGAUAUCGAGCAACAACACAACAACAACAACGAAGAAUCGAGAAGCUUGCAGUGCAUGCAGAGAUGCAGGGCUUCGAUCGAGCUGAUAUUCGCAAUAUGGUUCGUGAUGGGUAACGUGUGGAUAUUCGAUUCGCGAUUCGGUUCAUACCACCGCGCGCCAAAGCUCCACGUCCUCUGCAUCUCCCUGCUGGCAUGGAACGCCGUCAGCUACUCGUUCCCAUUCAUACUAUUCGUGCUGCUCUGCUGCUGUGUGCCGUUGCUCAGCGCACUCCUAGGCUACAACAUGAACACAGCCUCCAUCCAACGAGGCGCAUCCGAAGAGCAGCUCGCCGGCUUGCCUAGCUGGAAAUACAAGGAUGCCGACUACAGCGAAGAUCCCGAAUGCUGCAUAUGCUUGGCUAAGUACAAAGACAAAGAAGAAAUCAGGCAGCUGCCAUGUGAUCAUAUUUUUCAUCUCAAGUGUGUGGAUCAAUGGCUUAGGAUUAUCUCCUGCUGUCCUCUUUGCAAGCAAGGCAUAGAUAAAUGAUAAUUAUACAUAAAAAAUUGAAUGCAAAUAAAUUUCAAUACAAGUUUUUUUUUUUCUUCUUUCUUUAUUUCUUUGUUCUGCCAUUUUCAAGAAAAGGGUUUAGCUAGAUUGUGCCCGCAAAUGCAUGAGUGGAGGAGAUUCUGUAUAUUUUUGGCUCCCCGGAAAGUAGAUACUGCAUCUGGAGAGGAUCUUUUAUAUAUAUAAAUAUAUAUAUAAUUUUUUUGGGUAUAUUUUGAAAUGUUGUUGUGGCUGCUGAUAUGGUGGUUGUAUUUACAGUUUGAGUAAUUCAUGGAGACAAAGUUUGAAGUGGAAGGAAACAUUCUUGCAAAAUUUCCUUUUGUGGUUGGGACAAAAUAAGUUGGUAGAUUGCUGUCCUAAGUUUUGUGUGACAGGACAACAAUGCCAACAUUAGGUAGCCUAUCUUCCAUCAUGCUUUCGAAAUAAUGUUCACCAAAUCUUUGUAUGGUACCUCAUCCAUGUAUGAUGUUUAUU
Andrographis paniculata is the source of this 1863-nucleotide messenger RNA. RefSeq names its product E3 ubiquitin-protein ligase At4g11680-like. Bases 400 to 1371 code for a protein of 323 amino acids. The transcript has 3 exons. The record is from RefSeq and is a predicted model, not a curated record. NCBI's taxonomy places the organism in Eukaryota, Viridiplantae, Streptophyta, Magnoliopsida, Lamiales, Acanthaceae.